AUGGCAACUGCUACCGUCACCGAGUUUCUCACCAAGACAGUGAAUGCCACAGCCGCGACAAGCACCUCUAGCGCUCGAGCAGCUCCCCAAGGCGGUGUCUUUGAAGGCCUCAAUCCCACUCAUUAUGACCCCAAAAAUCCCAUUACACUCUUUAUCAUUCAGGCAUCGAUCGUCAUCAUCCUCACACGUAUCAUCCAUGUGCCCCUGGCCUAUCUCCGCCAGCCUCGAGUGAUUGCCGAGGUCAUCACGGGCAUUAUACUGGGUCCUUCAGUCAUGGGGAGGAUCCCCGGAUUUACAGCUGCCAUCUUCCCCACCAGCUCCAUGCCAGCCUUUACACUGGCUGCCAACCUUGGAUUGGUGCUGUUCUUGUUUCUUGUUGGCCUGGAAGUCGACUUGCGAUUUCUCGCCAGCAAUUGGCGCAUCGCCCUCAGUGUGGGUGCUCUUGGAAUGGCUGUUCCUUUUGGGCUCGGUUGUGGCAUUGCAUGGGGCCUCUACCGUGAUUUCCGGAAUGAUGCUGGUCUGGCUCCCAUCAGCUUUGGCGUGUAUAUGCUUUUCAUCGGUGUGGCCAUGGCAAUCACCGCAUUCCCUGUCCUUUGCCGGAUCUUGACUACCCUCAAACUGCUCAGCACUCCUGUCGGAGUUAUUGUGCUAUCAGCCGGAGUUGGAAAUGAUGUCGUUGGGUGGAUAUUACUCGCCCUGUGUGUGGCUCUCGUCAAUUCGGGUGUCGGUCUCACUGCUCUAUGGAUCCUACUCGUCGCCGUCGGUUACACACUCUUUCUGGUCUUUGCCGUCCGACCAACCGUCAUAUGGUUCCUUCGGAGGACCGGGAGUCUCGCCAACGGUCCGACGCAAACGGUAGUCGCGUUGACAAUUCUACUCGUCCUGGCGUCCUCAUUCUUCACCGGAAUCAUUGGCAUCCAUCCCAUCUUUGGCGCCUUCAUUGUCGGGCUAAUGCUGCCUCACGAAGGAGGCUUCGCUAUCAAGCUGGCAGAAAAAAUCGAAGAUCUGGUUGGCGUUCUCUUUCUCCCUCUUUAUUUCGCACUGUCAGGGUUAGGCACCAAUCUCGGGCUUCUCGACAACGGCCUGACAUGGGGCUAUGUGGUUGGCGUGUGCGUAGUCGCCUUUGCCGGGAAGAUUGCUGGUGGAACCUUGGCGGCCCGAUUUAAUGGCCUAGUAUGGCGGGAAUCCUUCACAAUUGGCGUUCUGAUGUCGUGCAAGGGCUUGGUCGAGUUGAUCGUCCUCAACAUCGGCCUACAGGCCAAGAUCCUCAGCACCCGAACAUUCACCAUUUUCGUUGUCAUGGCGCUUAUCACCACAUUCGCGACGACUCCAUUGACGACGUGGCUAUACCCGCCUUGGUACCAGCGGAAAUUGGAGCUUUGGAAGCAAGGCAGGAUCGACUGGGACGGCAAUCCCGUUCGCCGGGAAAGUGACAUGGAAUCCACCAGUGAGGCAGACAUUCUUCGCAAGACCAACGUUGCGAAGAAGGUGUUGGUCUAUCUUCGCCUUGAUGGUCUUCCCAGUCUGUUCACCAUGGUCUCUCUGCUUGCCCAUAACCCCGAGGAGGAGGCUGCCGAGCGUCGCGAUCACCACCAAAAUGACGAACCGUUAAUGUUGAACACACACGCCCUGAGCUCAGUGGUCAGACUUCGCCGCCCAAUUCAGGUACACGGUCUGCGCCUGAUGGAACUCACGGAACGAGAGUCCAGUGUAAUGCGCGUCUCGGAGAUCGAGGAGUUUGCCGGGCGAGACCCAGUCAUAAAGGCGUUCGGCACUUUCGCACAGUCUUGUGAUAUGGCAGUGGGUGGACAAAUUGCCGUGGUGCCUGAUCACAGCUUCUCGGGCACUUUGUUGUCUCGCGCGACGGAUCUCCAGAGCGAUCUUGUGUUGGUCCCCUGGUCUGAGACUGGAACGUUGUCCGAAUACCCUGUCUGGUUCGAUGCAAAGCCGGGUGAUCCGCUAGCGAACAAACAGUUUGCGACACUGGCGGCAGAGAUUUUCGAGAAGGCGAGGGUGACUUGCCCCGUUGGUGUGAUUCUUGACAAGACAGUUCUGUGUACGCCCUCGGGCCCUUCAAACACCGCGUCUCCAGUUCCUGAGCGAUCGACACGUCAACUGAACAGGACACUUACCGGGGUUAGUCUUGUGGAUCAGAUGAACUCGACUGUCCACUUCAAGUCGGCCGAAAGUAGACGAGCUCGGCUUUUCGUUCUCUAUCAAGGCGAAAGCGAAGACGAUCUUUUUGCCGUGCGUCUCGGUCUACAGCUGGCCAGAAAUCACAAGGUCGAUCUGAAGAUUCUGAACGCAAGAGUUGGGCUCGACAGUACCGACGCCGAUCAGCACGCCGACAGCAUCGAGCAUGAUAACAAGGUGGUCACCCCAUCAAAUAUCCAUACCCUCCCGAAACCCAUCGACCUUGAAUUUGACACCCUCCGGUCAAGCAUCGCGGAUUAUGGCUUCGAAAACAGAGCGACAGUGAUAGAUGUGCAAUUGUCGGGUCUGGAGGCAGUCGUGGCCGCGAUCUCCGAUCCUAGCCCUGCAGAGACGCUUGUUAUUAUCGGUCGAAAUACUCUCCCUUCUAAAUCGGCCACCACCGCGCUGGGUAGCAGUACAGCAGAGUCGUCAACCUCCGGCUCGAGGGUCAUCACUGGUGCCACUGGGCUGGCUUCUGCGCGUGAUGACAAUCAGGCUUUGGGACCUCUGGCCACACAGCUCGUGAAAGUUGUUCGGGAGAGACAAUUGCAGACUGGACUACUAGUCGUUCAAACCCGCACAGAGAAUGCGUCGGAAGUCCCUGACGCAGUUGGAGGAUUCGGAGCACCGCUGAAUCCAACGGACACGAGAGGUCUGAAAGGAAUGGCGCUGGCUAAGAAGACGAGCACGUUGAGUGAUGACGACUAG
Fonsecaea erecta is the source of this 2901-nucleotide messenger RNA. RefSeq lists its product as hypothetical. Gene Ontology annotation, cellular component: membrane. Gene Ontology annotation, biological process: proton transmembrane transport. The coding region runs from base 1 to 2901 and encodes 966 amino acids. Gene Ontology annotation, molecular function: antiporter activity. The transcript has 2 exons. Lineage: Eukaryota; Fungi; Ascomycota; Eurotiomycetes; Chaetothyriales; Herpotrichiellaceae. The record is from RefSeq and is a predicted model, not a curated record.